Messenger RNA from Homarus americanus (American lobster), 429 nucleotides. Its product is annotated as coiled-coil domain-containing protein 15-like. Bases 1 to 429 code for a protein of 142 amino acids. The transcript has 2 exons. Lineage: Eukaryota; Metazoa; Arthropoda; Malacostraca; Decapoda; Nephropidae. The record is from RefSeq and is a predicted model, not a curated record.
AUGAAGGAACUCAAUCAUCGUGAAGUCAAACUGAUGUCACUUACCCUCGAUGAAGUCAAACUAAUGGAAGUUAAUAUCAACCAUAACAUUGUACCCGGAGACCAAAACAUUGUACCCGGAGACCAAAACAUUGUACCCGGAGACCAAAACAUUGUACCCGGAGACCACAUCAUUGUACCCGGAGACCAAAACAUUGUACCCGGAGACCACAACAUUGUACCCGGAGACCACAACAUUGUACCCGGAGACCACAUUGUACCCGGAGACCAAAACAUUGUACCCGGAGACCACAACAUUGUACCCGGAGACCAUAACAUUGUACCCGGAGACCACAACAUUGUACCCGGAGACCACAACAUUGUACCCGGAGACCAUAACGUGUGUGUGUCUGUAUAUAAAUGGGUUAAGUCACUCGCUGUUAGCCUCUGA